This is a messenger RNA of Sinocyclocheilus anshuiensis, 1351 nucleotides long. Its product is annotated as forkhead box protein N2-like. Gene Ontology annotation, molecular function: cis-regulatory region sequence-specific DNA binding; DNA-binding transcription factor activity. The transcript is spliced from 5 exons. The record is from RefSeq and is a predicted model, not a curated record. Lineage: Eukaryota; Metazoa; Chordata; Actinopteri; Cypriniformes; Cyprinidae. The coding region runs from base 157 to 1182 and encodes 341 amino acids. Gene Ontology annotation, cellular component: nucleus. Gene Ontology annotation, biological process: regulation of DNA-templated transcription.
ACAGUGCGAGACACCGCUUCUUUUACAGAUAUUUUAACAGAAACUUAAAACUUAUAAAGAGAACAGAAUCGGACAUUGGAUGCUAUAAAUUCAUCCCUAUACUUAUUUAGUUCAACAGGUGAAUGUGUGGACCUGUAUCUUGCAGCUGGGAGACAGAUGGAGAAACACACACAAGCACUGCCACCCCAUUCUCCUCUACAUUCCCCUCAAAGUGAUUCAGAAGCUCUGUCUCGAUCCCCCUCUCUUCCACAGCCUGCCGCUGUUCAGCUCGCGUCCCUCCCUUCCUCCCUAACCAGCCCAGCCUCCUAUCUAUACUCAGCCCCUCGGGCAUCUGGAGGGUCACACUGCCUCAGUCCCUCCACAGUAUCUGACCAGGAUGACCUGACCUGCCUCAGCUGGCUGCAUCAAAGAGGGAACCUGUUGCCCCUGCAGCCACUGCCUAAAAUCACAGCACUGCCCCAGACAUUAGACCCGAUUCCUGUCCAACAGCUGCCUUCCUCCCCUACCAAACCCCCGUACUCUUUUAGCAGCCUCAUCUUCAUGGCAAUAGAAGAUUCGCCUGAGAAGAGGCUUCCUGUGAAAGGUAUUUAUCAGUGGAUUGUCGACAACUUCCCCUAUUAUAGAGAGGCUCCCGGUGGAUGGAGGAACUCGGUCCGACACAACUUGUCCUUGAGCAAGAGCUUCCAACGAAUACAUCGAGACAAGAGUCAAUCCGUUGGAAAGGGCUCAUUAUGGCGUGUUUGUCCAGAAUAUCGGCCAGCUCUUCUGGAAGUUCUUAGAAAAACACAUUAUUGUCAUCGUACCAACAGCAGCUUGCUGAACAAGCGUGUUUUGUUGGAGGUGGCUGAUAAUGGGCUGAACACCUUGGGUGAUACCAUGGAAAUUUCAGAUCUAGAUUUUCUGUCUUCAAACCCGCCGGGCUCUUUGUCACCAGAUCACGAGGAGCUGGUCCCCAUGGAGUCUGUGGAACUGACAGAGGUUGCCGGCGAGGAUUCAGAUAAAGAUCCAUUGGCAGACAGUGGUUACAUUGAGUUACACUAUUAUCAGUAUCAGCAGUAUCAGUACCUGGUUCUUCCAGAAGACACUGAGUUGGACCUGGAGACGGUUGAGAUACUGCAGCUUGAUGCAGAGGCUCAGGAGGCUGCAGGGUCACUGCUUGACCUCGCGGGAGGCAACCACUGAGAGCUUACCUGUGUGCUGUGUACAAGCAAGGAGGGUUAAUGGGGAGAUGGGGCCACUGUGAGAACUCUAGGCUUGAUGUACUAUUGGCACUUUAUAACUGCCUGAACUUUACUUACUGUCAUAAAAGGUGCAACAUAAGCAAUUCCAAAUAAUCUAGUGAUUUGAAAAG